UCUUCACUGAAAUCGAAGAAUCAUCCUCUGACGUGUCAGCUGGUACCAAACAUAGUAAACAGCUUAUAAGUGAAAUAUUCGCAUUUAUAAGAAAGAUUUAUUUCACGGUGUAUAGUUUUCCCAUCAACAAGAACACUAAUGCUUUAUAAAGAUCACAUGCUUGUUGUUUAAAAUUGGAGCUGGUGCGUCUCCAGUCAGGAUGAAUUUUGGUUCCAAAAGCAAGAAGCGGAUGGUUCUGCCAACCCGACCCGAUCCACCGACAGUGGAGCAGAUCAUGGAGGAUGUGAACCGAUCCUUCCCCAACGAUCCAGUGUUCACUGUUCUGCACGAUUCUGCUGAAGAUCUGAAGUCCAGUUCCAGCAACAGUGAAGUGGAGGUGAGAUACCUGCAGAGCAGACGCUACAUAGAGCUGCAUGAGCGAUUGCAAGAGGAACGUGGCAAUCUCGCACGACGGAGAGACGAGCUGCGCACGGCUGGGGAGUGUUUGGAACGCAGCGUGAUGGAGGUGAAGAUGAGCGCGCAGUGAAAACUCACAGGGACCUGGGUCUUUUGAACUUUUGCUCAUUCAGUAGCUGAUGAGUGAGCAUGGCAUUUGUCUCAAUGUUUUACACGGAAGGCACAGGGUUAUGUUAACGUGAUUUCCAUGGAAGAGCCUUUCCUCUGGCUAAGCUGCUGUUAACAUUUAGAUGCGGUGUCAUAAUAAUAACUGAUCUUUGAAUGUGCCGCUUGGACACUUUUGACAUUUUGAUGCUGAAAUUCUUUCAUUCUUUAUGUUUGUGGUAUUUUUGGCUGAUUUGUUUGUGAUAACUUGACUUGAUCAAUGUUAAUGUGUUGUGUGCGUUCAGUAGAAUUAAAGUCAUUCUAUAAGUUC
This is a messenger RNA of Labeo rohita (rohu), 871 nucleotides long. It is a transcript of the gene c11h19orf25, whose product is annotated as chromosome 11 C19orf25 homolog. The record is from RefSeq and is a predicted model, not a curated record. The transcript has 2 exons. The coding region runs from base 200 to 526 and encodes 108 amino acids. Lineage: Eukaryota; Metazoa; Chordata; Actinopteri; Cypriniformes; Cyprinidae.